AGCCUGCCGCUACCUUGGCUACCAGGCUCCUCCGGAGCCUACGCCUGUAGUCGAACUACGGAGGCCGGGUUGCCAGGUUACGGGAAAAUAUUGAAGAAGCUUGUGGAGUAAUAUGAGUCAGAGUAAUCUAGGAUCUGCAGGAAGUCCCUCAAAGUAGUUGGAAAAGAAGUAUUUAUAGACUCUUCAAGAUUUUCACUUACACGGGUGUUAAAUGCAAGGCCACUGUGGUGAGACCAUGAAUAAGAACACAUCUGCUGUGGUACCAUCCGGUCUACUUGAAAAGGAUCCUGCCUUUCAGAUGAUUACAGUUACCAAGGAAACAGGCCUUGGUCUGAAGAUCCUAGGAGGAAUUAACCGGAAUGAAGGUCCAUUUGUAUAUAUUCAAGAAAUUAUUCCUGGUGGAGACUGUUAUAAGGAUGGACGGUUGAAGCCAGGAGAUCAACUUGUCUCAAUAAACAAGGAAUCUAUGAUUGGCGUAUCAUAUGAAGAAGCAAAAAGCAUAAUUACCAGAGCCAAGUUGAGGUCAGAAUCUGCUUGGGAGAUAGCGUUCAUAAGACAGAAAUCCGACGGCAGCCAUCCGGACGAGCCAUCCCAUACAUCCCUUUUACAAACUUCGGGAGAAUGCGGACUGCAAGCCUCAACAUGGAGUCUUCUUUCUUCUCCCCCAGAAAUACUAAUUCCAAAGACCUCAUCCACUCCCAAAACAACAGAUGCUAUUUUACCUUCUUUUAAGUUAAAAACUGGAUACAAGAAAACAGAACAGACUCCAAUUACUUCUUUGGGCCACAGCUCUACGGAUAUGCCUAAUACAGAUGCUGCUCCUGCCUGGACUGAUAAUUAUGGACCACAAGGAAAGAAGAUUUCCCUCAAUCCCUCCAUUCGCCUUAAGGCAGAGAAACUGGAAAUGGCUCUAAAUUAUCUUGGUAUUCAGCCCACAAAGGAACAACACCAAGCCCUGAGACAGCAGGUGCAAGCAGACCCAGUGGGGACAGUGUCUUUCGGAGAUUUUGUCCAGGUUGCCAGAAAGUUGUUUUGCCUGCAGUUGGAUGAAGUCAGUGUUGGUACACCUGACAUUUCCAAAGUAUUAGACUCACAGCGUAUCGCCUGUGAUUCCUUAGAAGUGGAUGAAGUGGAAAGGCUGAAGCGUGAAAGGAACAAUGCCUUGGAAGAAGUGAAUAUGCUUAAGGAAAAAUUAUUUGAAGCAGAAAGGCAAAGGAAACAAUUGACAGAGGAACUCCAGAAUGUGAAACAAGAAGCCAAAGCUGUCAUCGAAGAAACCAGAGCCCUGCGAAGUCGGAUUCAUCUUGCCGAAGCCGCACAGAGACAGGCGCAUGGAAUGGAAAUGGACUACGAAGAAGUGAUCCGUCUGCUGGAGGCCGAGAUCACAGAGCUGAAGGCUCAGCUUGCUGAUUAUUCUGACCAAAAUAAAGAAAGUGUUCAGGAGUUAAGAAAGAGAAUCACAGUCCUUGACUGCCAAUUGCGAAAAUCGGAAACGGCUCGGAAAACUUUGGAGGCAUCCACUGAAAAGCUUCUUCAUUUUGUAGAGGCUGUUCAAGAAGUAUUUUCUGAUAAUUCUGCUCAUUUAUCAACUUUAAGUGAAAGAAGAGCUUUGUUAGCCUCCCAGGCUUCGCUUACGCCGCUGGGACGGAACGGCCGCAACGUCGCCGCCACGCUGGCACUUGAAUCCAGGGAGCUCGUUAAAUCUGUCCGUGCCGUACUUGAGAUGGACUGCCUACCUUACGGGUGGGAGGAAGCUUACACGGCAGAUGGCAUCAAGUACUUCAUCAAUCACGUAACACAGACCACCUCCUGGAUCCAUCCCGUGAUGAGCGCAUUGAACCUGUCUUGCUCAGAGGAGAAUGAAGAGGAUUGCUCCCGAGAACUUCCUGACCAGAAGAGCUAACGGUUUUCUGUAGGAAGCUGAGCUCCGUGGCCUUCCAGCACCUCGGUCUACAUGGAUGAC
Pteronotus mesoamericanus is the source of this 1963-nucleotide messenger RNA. It is a transcript of the gene STXBP4, whose product is annotated as syntaxin binding protein 4. The transcript is spliced from 18 exons. Gene Ontology annotation, biological process: insulin receptor signaling pathway; regulation of insulin secretion involved in cellular response to glucose stimulus. NCBI's taxonomy places the organism in Eukaryota, Metazoa, Chordata, Mammalia, Chiroptera, Mormoopidae. The record is from RefSeq and is a predicted model, not a curated record. Gene Ontology annotation, molecular function: syntaxin binding. Gene Ontology annotation, cellular component: cytoplasmic vesicle. Bases 212 to 1903 code for a protein of 563 amino acids.